Molecule: messenger RNA, 6836 nt
Organism: Plodia interpunctella (Indianmeal moth)
Lineage: Eukaryota; Metazoa; Arthropoda; Insecta; Lepidoptera; Pyralidae
Exons: 9
Coding region: 214-2706 (830 amino acids)
Cellular component (GO): nucleus
Molecular function (GO): nucleosome binding; DNA binding
Source: RefSeq, a predicted model, not a curated record
AAGCUAUUCGAUUAUUUUAGUUACACGGUCAAUAUAACUAUUUCACAUCCCUAUCCCCAGACAACUAAUUAUCUCAUACAAUAUUCAAAAUAUUGAUUUUAUUCAAUAGUAAUUUCAAUAUGACUUAAAUAUUCGGAGAUUUUAAAUGAGAUCUUUCUAAAAGGCUCACGACGCCAUUCUUGCGAUCUUGUAGCAGGUAGUUGGAUCAUCGAAAUGGUUAUACAAAAGAAUUGGAAUAACGUUGAAGCGUCGCAUCAGAAUCCUACUCCCGAAAAUACUAUUCCAAGCAGCUCAUGGAACUUCCAGCCACCUGCAAGGACAAUAACUGUUCGUGCCAAUGAAACAGUCAAUAUGCAGAAACAACCCAUAACUCGUCAGAUUGCCAUUAACACUUUGGCGGCCAUGCAUAGAAGGUUCAGUCUGCCAGGCCCUGUGCAACCACAUUCAAGACCAAUAGCAGAAUUCCGAGCAAGUGCCAAUAAGUCAUUAGACAUGUUAAGGCAAACGAUUCAGUCGGCCGUAACCAGGGAAAUUGAUCAGGUCAUUAAAAAAUAUCUGGAGAAAUUCUUUGUACCUGCUGUAAAUAAUAUUAGACUCAAUCUAGGAGAUGAGUCAGUCAGUGAAGAUCAGGUCAGAGCUGUGUGCAGAGCUAUGUUGGAUGCUACUCGUCUGUUGUACAUGACUCCAUCUCGUCCUGUGGCCUCUCCUUAUGAGACCAGUGAUUCUGAAUCUAGCAACAGUACUGAAACAAAGUUUAAACCAAGCACUUUACAAAGUCCAUCUCAGAAUAAGCGUAAGGAGUCAGAAACAGACGUCGAUAUGAGUAUAAAGCGUAAGAAGAUAAAGGAAGAGAAUUUGGACAGCGGGUCUUCUUCCCCACUUCCCUCGCCAGCACUCAGAGAUCCGGAGAAAUGGAACCCAAACAGACUUACUCAGGAGACAUUGUUUAUUAUGGGCUCUCAUGCUCACAAGGUUUUGGGACUAGGCAAUUCACGAGGUCGUCUGUACACCAGACAUGCAGGUCUUCUCAGGUAUCCAGCUGAUAGUGCGGACAAGGAAUGGAUAGCCAGUCAUAAUCUUGUGAAUGCCGUGGGUGGAAAAACAUAUAUUAUGGUUUUGGAAGAUAUUGAAGAACUAGCAAACAGUGAAGCAUAUAAGCACAGCUCUUUGCCAAUGCUUGGGGAAUUGACAGGUUUCAAGGUCCCACCGUUCAUGUUGCGCAAGAUAAAAAUGUAUGUUCAAAAACGCGCAUUGAGUGGGGAUAAUGCUGACAGCCCGCAACCUAGUACUAGCUUGGAUGACAACAAAUUAGACGAAAUCAAAGUGGAACCGAUACAUGAUAGCUAUGAAAAUUUCAACGCGAGUCAAUAUAUAAACAAUGCAGACAACACUGAUAAUACAAGAGAUUUUUCGGGCAUACCAAAUCUUUCGAAUAUGAAAGAUGACACAGAUUUCGCUGAUAUAAAAGUCGAAGAUAUUGAUGAUAUAAAAGUAGACGGAAUAAAGGUUGAAGAUUUGGAUGAGAUAAAAGUUGAUGGGAUUAAAGUGGAGGAUUUAGAUGUUGAUAUAAAAGUGGAAAGUAUUGAUGAUAUUAAUGUGGACGGAAUCAAGGUUGAAGAUAUAAAGUUGGAGAAUGACGAUUUUCUUUGUAAGCAAAGUGACGAUGAAGAACAGAGUAAUUUAGUAGAUGGUUUGCUGGAGGCUGAUAUAGAGUUUCUGAGUCGAAACUUGGGGAAUAUUGAGAGUGAUGCAGACGCGAGGAAAACCAUUGAGAAGCUGACUGGCGCCAACCCCGAUACGCUUACAUUAGUUGGUGAUGAAUUUGAUUUGGGGUCUACUUUGAAUACAAAUAAUUUCUCGUCAAGCCCGACAACGAAGUGCAUAACAGUAGCGUCAACGACCAGCGGCAUGGUGCACGCUGUGCCGGUGUCGCAGCUGGCGCGCGCGCCCGGCACGCUGCACUACUACAGCGCCGCGCACCGCGCGCUGCAGCUGCCGCAGGCCACGCUCACCAUACAGGGGAUACCCAGCUCCGCCUCGCAGAUGAUACAGGGAAUCCCGAUCAACACGAAAACCGGAACAUUCAGCACGGUGAUGUCGCAAGGCACGGCCGGCACGAUCAUCGGCUUCGGCACUCGGACUUCCAACGCGACCAUCAUCGGCACCCCGCAGUACGUCAACGUCUCCUCCAAAUCAUUCCCUACCGGUAACAUCCUGCAUAACGCCAUCGUAUCCCGAAACCUACUCAAUCGCGCAAACCUUACAACGUCUUCAGGAGUCACCUUCAACGUCACAGCGGUAAGGCCUACCCUACACACGACGACACCCAAAAACAGCACGAUAGUCACGGCCAGUUCUGCCGACUUCGACAACAUAUCUACUACAAAAGAUAUGAUCGAUAACGCCUGUAAUUCAUCAGUUAUGUUGAAGAAAGUCCUCACUUUGGGCAGUUCAGGCGCUGCUAAGUCGUUCAUGAUGCAUAACACGCAGAAAGUUUUAUCGACAGGUUUCGCCAACGGUGUUACACCACCACCUAAUGUCACUAUAGUGAGUUCGGGCACUAAUGGUUUGCUCAAGAAUGCAAAUGUUGGCCUCGCGACGUCCAACAUUUUGAACCCAACAUCGGGCACAUUGAGCGCAACGCACGCGACGUUAUCCGCUUUAUUGGCUUCGAGCGAUGGCAGCAAUCAGCCAACAAAGAAUUAGAUUAUUAUAUUCCCUGAAAUUUUAAAUGUCGAUCUCUUAGCUUAGAUUUUAUUCUUGCAUCCAGUAGAUUAGUUAACUAGCCCUAGUUAUAAUGCUAAAAAGUGAAGCAUGUACCUUUAAAAUAUCGUAUGUAGACGCGUUAUUCAUUACACAAGUUUUUGAAAAAAUGAAUAUAUGGAUGGAACGUUUUCAUUAUGCGGAGGUUUAAUCGAUGCUUUAUAUUGCCAAAUAUAGUCCUAACUAUUUAGAAAAAAAAUACAAGUAUAUAAAUGGUAUCCUUAGGGAGUUAUAGAUAUUUUCUACAUCAAUGGAUAAAAUUAAAUUGGUUUCUGUGCAGCAGUUAGUGUAAACAUGUAAUACUAUUUUGAAGGUUAUAAAAACAUGACUGCCAUAUUCCAUAUAAAUAAAUAACGUGAAUUACCAUAUUUAACAUUGUUAUCGACUGUAAAAAUAGCUUUAUUAUAAACGUUCAAAUAUAAUUUUAUCCAUUGAAAGAAAUUCCUUUAUUUUAUUAGAUAGAUUCUGUAGCGACUCCUACGAAACAAAUAAGAGCAAUAACAAUUAAGUACAUAAUAUGAUAAAUUACUCAAAUGCUUAUCAUGAUCAUGUUGAUAACUGAAAUAAAGGCCGUGUUUGUGUUAUGACUACUCGUACCUAAGCAAUGGUUGAUCUCUAUGUUAUUACUGUGGGUUCGGCUUUUAGGCUUUCGUUACACGAAGCUCUUGGCUGCAACGCUCUUGAAUUUAACAAUGUGUGUGGUGUCCGCUACGUUCUGGGCUGUGGUGCUCUCGGUCUUAAAAUAAGUUUUUGUCUAAUAAAAACUUGAGUAAGUACUGUUGAAAAUAGAAGUGUUUCUGAUUUCAUAAAUUUAUAUUUCAUUUAAACUUGUUUUGUUUUUGAAAUUGUAGACUACCAUGACUGAUAUUAUUAAAAACUUGUCGUAAUAUCAAACUAUUUUAUUACUUAUUUUUUAGGGACUACAAUCUAUUGCACGCGAAUUUGAUAAUAUGUAAUUAUUUAUUUUCAUUUAACAUUUUUGCACUCAAUACUAAUCAAUCGAGAAGUUUCAAAAAAAAAAAAAAUUAAAACGAGGGCGUCGCGGCUAUGAGCCUAGCGGACAAACGAAUUUUAAAAUUUAAGAGUGUCGCGGGCAAGAGCUUCGCGGAUCAAGAGCCAGACCCAUUAAUGUAUUAUUAUAUUAUAAUACACCUAUGACACGUGACACUAAUGCAUAUUUUAAAGUCCUAUAAUGAGGGUUUUGAGAUGUCGACAACACCUAGACGUAACGUCCAAUGUCUCAUAUUUUACAGUUUCCCAGGUUAAUUCUGGUAAAUACUGGAGCCAGCACUCCCUUACUCAUAUAACUUAUGAUGCAACGUAAAUAUUAUAUUGCUAUCUACUACAUCGGUGGCCCGAUCUCUUUCUUAUGUAUUGCGAGAACUGUAUAUGUUACAUAUAUACAUUAUAUAUACAUAGGUAUAAUGUAUAGUCACCGUGUAGUUAUUCAUUCGCGCAAGAAGAAGAGGUUGGGCCACAUGAGAUAGCAACACAUUUACGUUGGAAUGUGGACUACACAGUAUCACCAUAACUCAUGGCUGGACUAGCGCAAACUUUUAGGGAAAAUAUAGUAAAAUCCCUCAUUGGGAUAAAUACAAGUAUUUUAUAGAAGUGUCGAAGUUACCUCAACUUAAAUUGUAAUAGCCUGAAAACUAUACUUGAUAAUCUUAUAGAAUAUAAAUUAAUAAAAAUAUAUUAUUAUCUAUUAAUCAAGCUUACGUAUUUAUAAGAUUAUAAUUAUUAAAAAAAACGAAGCUUGUAGUUGCCAUAGUACUUCUCAAAGAAAGCUGCCAAAUAUAAUUAAUGUAGACGAACAAGUGAACUAUUAUAUAAUGUGCAGUGUUGUGAAUUUUGAUGAAUACGUUUAAAUCUUCAAAGAAAGCAUCCUUUUCUCGAUCGUUAUUUAUUAGAACUAUUUUUGUAUAAAUUUUCAGGAUUUUUUAGAUUUUCAUUCUAUUGAAUGAAGUGUUGUUCGAAAUUGUUGCUUUGUUUUUUAAUAUUGUUUCAUCCGUUUGCUCAGAAUAUCUACUUUAUAGAUAUGAUAAUUAUAUUAAAUGCGUCUGUCUUAUCAUUUUAGUCAGAUUAUUUGUAAUUUUGACUUAGUUUAGACCAACGUACCGAACAUACCGAAUUAUUUUGUUUAUUGUUAAGUUGAAGGAGAAUUGUGAUUGUUUUUCACUGACGCUGAAGCUGAAGUGUUUUAUUUGUUAUAUGAGUGAAGGAAGCUUGCAAAAUGCCAAGGUAUCAAAGUGCUUGCAUAUGCUUGUAAAGAGUCCAUUUAAUUUCAAAAUUUGUUUGCUUUAUGACGUGCAAUGCUUAAAUCGAGGCUUUAAUUUCCGAAGUUGCAAUAUUUUUAUUUAUUUUUUGUUAGCUAGCUUUCGUGCAAUCUUAUUGUCGCUUGCAUUUUAGCGCUUAAUAUAGUCUGUUUCUGAAGCAAAUUGAAAAAAGGACAUAAGUAAUAAAGAAAAAUACGUACAAAGAGACGGUCAUUCCAAUUCGUCAUCCCUGGUUUUGGACGAAUGGGAAUUUUUGUAAAAAUAAUUCACUGUCUUCACAAUUUCCUUUAGUAUAAUUUUUUUUUACUUUACAAAAUAAAAAUUGGAUUGGGUCGUUGUCCUUUUAUUCUAUCUGAACUAGAAACAAACGACAGUCAAUAAUUUUUGAUAGCUUGUGCCAUUUUAUUUAUUUUUUGCGUAUUUUUUAUGUUGCCCUGUUUGAAAUAUUUUACUAGCACACGCGUUUUUUUAUUUAUACUUUGUAAUGUGUUCUGUUUCAAUCGUAGAUAAGUUUACACCCGACAUAAAUGUUUACCUAUUUCGAGUAUGAGUUGCACAUAUAAAUUUAUGUAAUUAUAAUUUGUUGUGUUAUAUGUGUUUUCAACUUCCAGCUUUGUCCUAAUUGUUGUGAGGUUUAGUUCUAUCGGAUCAUAGCCAGUGAUUUUACAAGUUAGUACAAAUGAUUCCCCAAUAGUUUGUAAUUUCAAUGCAGUACAAUAUUUUUAUAACGUUAUUUGAUGUUAUUUAUUAUUCCAUAAUUUAAGGUUUAAUAUUUGUUAGUAGAUUCUUGACUAUUCUGGCUGUGCAUGUUGAUAUUAAUUACUUCUAUGUAAAAUGUAAUCUUUAGUACUAAAUGUUAGCAGUAUGAUUGUCGUCGGAAGAAAAGGAUUGUAGAUAACUGAACUGUCUACCUAAAUUGUUUCAAAAAUUAAGAGUCGACAAAAAAUUACGUGUUAUUUAACUAAUUCUCAGAUUCUGAUUUUAAAAGGAAUUUGAUCUAACAAAUACUAUAUCACGAAGAUUGCUGAUUGUUUAAGUUAAAGGGUGAAACAUUAUGAAAAUGAAAAUAAUUAAGAGUUUGAUAUGGUUUAAUAUUCUGUCGCUAAGAUAUGCACAGUUAAUUGAAUUCUGGUCCUCUAAAGGGUAUUCGAUAAGUAGAACAUUGAAACUUUUGGAAAUGUCAGCAUUUUACAUAAUAAAUAAGGAAAUAACAAAACACGUUAAAUUUUAACCAAUAAUUGAUCAAUUUCGUUGAAUAUCUAUUUUUUAGGAAAGCUUUUGACUCUGAAAGAGUGACAUCACUCCUUCAUCACUGUUUUGUCUCGCUCUUCGUGAAAUAGCGUCUGUUUUAGUGUAAGUUUGUUAUCAUGAUGAAAGUGCAGGGAGUGACCUGAGCUAAUAACAGAUAGAUAAUAAACUAAGCAUUAAGAGUAGCAUGUGUACCACAUGCUACUCUCGCAUGUCUACUGUCGCAUGGUGGCACUAGUGUCAAUAUAAUAACUUUAGAUGAACAUGUUUAAGGCUAUUAUAUUACUGUAAAUUUCACGUUUUCUGUAAGAGUUUCCAGAGCUAAAAUAAUAAUGUAGAUUACUUUAACAUUUACGUGGCGAAAAUCUGAUUUCAAAAAAGAAACGAAUUAGGUGUUUUGAUAUUGUUUUCGUUCAAUAGCUCCCUGCGCUUGAUUAUGAUUACAUUAUCCUCUGUGGUUGUAUUUCUCAGUACCUGGAAGUGAAUCUCAUUGUAGUGUGUUGUUAUUUAUUAUACAUGUGUGACAAUUAAACUGUAAGACUGAUCUCA